Molecule: messenger RNA, 972 nt
Organism: Zygotorulaspora mrakii
Lineage: Eukaryota; Fungi; Ascomycota; Saccharomycetes; Saccharomycetales; Saccharomycetaceae
Gene: TFA2
Product: transcription factor TFIIE subunit TFA2
Exons: 1
Coding region: 1-972 (323 amino acids)
Biological process (GO): transcription initiation at RNA polymerase II promoter
Cellular component (GO): transcription factor TFIIE complex
Source: RefSeq, a predicted model, not a curated record
AUGAACAGGGGCAACGAUCCAUUGUUAGCAAAUUUAAAUGCUUUCAAGAACAAAGUAAAAUCAGCACCUGUCCUGCCGGUGAAAUCAAAGACAACGAGUAAUAAUGUAAAUGGUACACCUUACGGAAGCCCAAAGAAGAGAACAGCGUCUCAACGAAACGAGGAGGAGGGAAAGCAAGUUAUAGAAGUCGAAGAACUCGAUGAAGAUGAUGAUGAUGACGACGGUGUCGAAGAACUCGAUGCUAAUGAUGAUGAUGAUGAUGACGAUGACGAAUCGCCGAUGAAGAAAGUGAGGCCUGGCUCUAUAGCAGCAGCAGCACUACAAGCCACUCAGACAGAUAUUUCUAAGAGUCAUGACUCUUCAAAAUUGUUAUGGGCAACUGAAUAUAUUCAGAAAAAGGGUAAACCGGUUCUGGUCAGCGAACUCAUGGACUAUUUGUCGAUGAAGAAAGACGAUAAGGUCCUGGAGUUAUUAAAAAAACUGGAUAAGAUACAAUACGAUCCUAAGAAGGGAACAUUUAAGUACAUGUCUACGUAUGAUGUGCACUCAGCGCAAGAGUUGAUCAACCUGCUGAGAUCUCAAGUGACUUUCAAAGGUAUAUCGUGUAAGGAGUUGAAAGACGGGUGGCCCCAAUGUGACGAAACAGUGAAUGAACUAGAAGACGAGAGUAAAAUUUUAGUUCUGAGAACAAAAAAGGACAAAACUCCAAGAUACGUGUGGUACAAUAACGGUGGAGAGUUGAAUCGUAUCGACGAAGAUUUUGUCAAAAUGUGGGAAAAUGUUCAACUACCGCAAUUCGCGGAACUACCCAGAAAGUUGCAAGAUCUUGGGCUUAAACCUGCAAGUAUUGAUCCUGCAACGAUCAAGAGACAAACAACAAGAGUGGAAGCCAAGAAGAAAAGACAAAGAAAAGGUAAAAUCACCAAUACUCAUAUGGCUGGUAUCCUGAAAGACUAUUCGCAUAAGGCAUGA